Pomacea canaliculata is the source of this 3362-nucleotide messenger RNA. RefSeq lists its product as uncharacterized. Gene Ontology annotation, molecular function: alpha-1,2-mannosyltransferase activity. The transcript is spliced from 7 exons. NCBI's taxonomy places the organism in Eukaryota, Metazoa, Mollusca, Gastropoda, Architaenioglossa, Ampullariidae. Gene Ontology annotation, biological process: protein N-linked glycosylation. Gene Ontology annotation, cellular component: endoplasmic reticulum membrane. The coding region runs from base 1407 to 3347 and encodes 646 amino acids. The record is from RefSeq and is a predicted model, not a curated record.
CUGGAUAAUUAUUAACGAAUAUGUAACUGGUAAAUUUCUACACGACGUUCUUACAGCAACAAAAAAAAUAAAUAAAAGACAUUCACCCACCUCGACUAAAGAAAAAUACGUUGAGUAACCAGUUGACUUAACUAUUAUUUUGGAGAUGACCACUGACAAUUACGAGAAGUACAUAAUAUAGUAUAUGUGCACCAGUGGGUGUCGCUUUGGUUAAAUUGGUAAAUGGUCGAAUUGUAUGCCACCAUACCUUACCCCAAACCUCAUCAGAUUGUACCUCUAUUUCCCAAACAAUGGGGCUAGCUUGACACACAUUCCAUAUACAGUGGGUCAGUGGCACCAUGGGUGUCAUCGGUUCAUCACGCCCAUUUGUGCACUUUCUUGCGUGACUUAAAAGCUUACAGCCAUCCGCCAGUGCCUUUUGUCGACCAUCUUAAUCUGAUCCACGUCUGCGCUUCGCGGAGUCCCCGUGUCAUGCAGCUCUGAGUCUCUUGUCCUGGAUUUCAUCCAUUUAGCUGAAACUUUAUUUCACAUUCUCACCUUUGAAAAGCUCUGUUUCCCAUUUUCACUGCAGUAACAUACUGCAGCCGUGAGCCCAUACGCCAGCUGCUUUCAGCCCGACUUUUUUUUUAAAAAAAUAUAUAUAUAAAGGAAGAUAUAGGUACGCGUUUUCUGCAUGAUUGUCCGACCGCUCCAUAGGGGAUUGGUAAAUGACACUUUGGGUUGUGGUGGUGGCUGCGUCACUGAAAGAAGUGGUGCAUAUGAAGCAGCCUAGGAUCCAACAAAAGAUAGCCGAGCCGAGUGUUGUUUUUUAUUUUUCUUAUUAUUAUGUGCUAGCGUGUUGCCAGUAGGCGGAAUUGUUAAGAUAUUGCUGCAGUGAAUCAAUCUCUUCAAGAGUACGCCACCCCGCUGAGCUGGGGAGGUAGGGGCGGAUCGGUGGGGGGAUAGGCUCUGCCCCUACCCCACUUCCUGACAUCAGCGUAUAGCUCUUAGUUUUGUAACGGGCAUUGAUACGAGCCAGGCGCACAUCAUUCUGUGGUAAACACCGGAGGUCCUUUAAUGCCGACGCGCGCUCAAGGGAGACGUGAAUACACGAGGAAGAGUUUAAAAGGAUAAAAGCUGACUGUGGCCUGUAGGGCAACAAAGGUUUCUGAGCUUCGAAUUCUCGUUAAGUGCAACUCCAGUGAGUGUCAGUCGCUUGUAAAGCGAGCAGGCUGUGCAAACUUCCCACCCCCUUCACCACCUUACUGUGAACACGCAAGAUCAACAUGUGGGUGAGAAGGCAGAAUGGAGGUGCACAUCACUUCCGGUUGGCCAGCGUGGGGUAGGCACAGCGCGCCCUCUGUUCGGCAUGUAUAAUGAUGCCCGGCCAAGCCUGACUCGCGGCUAGGACCCGUGCACCGAGGAAAAUGGAAGCUGGUCGUUCUGCUUCACCAGCUACGCGUCGACCUCGACAUCAAAGACGAAAGCCGCAGGCGGCUCCUGUCUGUCAUCCACGUGACACAACAACCCCUCAACAUCGACAAAACGAUAUUUCCUGUAGCACGGGUACGCCCCCCGCCCACACCGUGCCCUCCUGCUCACGUAGGACGUGGGCUCGCCGUACUGUGUGGCUAGUGACCUUGCUGACCCUGCUGCUACGUGUGCGUCACGUUUUUCAGGAAAGUGCAUGGUGGAUUCUACACCCGGAUGAGAUAUAUCAAUCCCUAGAAGUUGCCUACUCCGAGCUCCACGGCUAUGGCUUCCGAACUUACGAGUUCCUCCCUCCGGCGGGAAAAGACAACCCCUCCUUGUACUCGCAAAAGAGAGACAACUCGGGAUGUACGCCCUGCGUUCUCCGCUCUUCCCACGCUUCUACUCCGCCGUAUUAUGAAGAGUGUCCAGACUCCACGAUAUUUCUAUUAUAUUACACCAGGGGCACCCACGGGGUGUGGAGAGUGGCACACAUAGUCGUUUCGUCUCUCCUUCCUCUGGCGGCCUACAGGCUAGUGAGGUCUGUCUUCAGAUGUCGGGACACCGGGGUGGUGGCGGCCAUGCUGGCAGCAAGCUCCGUGUUCACCAAUGUAGUCGCCACGCACACCCUCAUCCACGGCUUCCUGGCGCCCAUUUUAUUUUCCUCCCUGGCCGGAAUCCUGUCCUACCUCUGUCCCAAAGAGGACUCGGAGAGAACGCCAGCGCCUGCGCAGUGGCUGGAUGUCUGGCCGGCGUGCUGCUGGGUGUGUGACGACGUUUACUUUUACGGUUUCUUCACCGUUACACCCUGGAACUGGUUCUGGUUCAACGUGGCGUCCGGCGUGCAGGCUCAGCUGUUUGGAACCGAUUCCAUCAUGAUAUACCUUCAUGAGCUGUUAUGGAAAAAUGCAGGAAUGCGCAUGCUUUUUGCGGCUAAUGUCAUUGCACUGGUUCUAAUGAUCCGUCCUUCGCAAGAAAGAACAAAUAAAAUUUGUUUCAGGACGGAAAAGACAUUUAGAUUCAUCUCAUGUCUGUUGAUUAUGCUCGUUAUUUUUUCCCUCCAAGGCCACAAGGAGGUUCGUUUCAUCUACAACGCAAUGGUGGUGUAUUUGUGUAUUUCUGCAGCCAGCAUUGUUUCCCUGACACACAUGUUCCUCAAAAAGCUCAGUUUUAGAGCUGUAUCUGUUGCUAUGGUGACGAUCCUCUAUGCAGUCUCCCAGUGGCUUGACUUUCCGACCCCAGGUGACCUGUCCGCCAGAACUUGGACAUAUAGGGAAUCCAUGGACAGCUACGAUGUUAGCCGGUGUGUUCGUUUUAUUUCUAGACAAACUGAUGUGAGAGGUGUGUUUAUAAACAAACAUUUGUAUACAUUCGGUGGCUACACGAUGCUUGGACAUGACGUGCCUAUCUUAGUUCGGACAUUCAGUGGCUACCAUGAAUAUGGAUUUUCUGCCAGAACUAAAACAACUUCGCGAAACUGGUUCGGAUCUUCAAAGGAGAUUUCGAUAGCCACGUCCAGCAAGGUUUCGAAUUUAUUUUCUGAUUUCAACAAACCACAUCUUUUGCUCCAUCUCAUCACCCACACGGAAUACAACUACUUGGUGCUGGAUGUCGAGGACGAUUUUUUUCAAGCGAGCUUCAAAGAGGUUUACGUCCAUGGACCCCUGAAAGUCCUGAAGCGCUUGGGAUCGAAGGCUGACGAAACAAAAACUGUCAGCCCUACUUCCGGCGCUCAAAGUAACACCGUCGGCAGACAUCCUGGAGAAAGAAGCUCAGGAAUUAUUCGCUUUUGGUUUAAAAGAACGGGCCGACGAAAGAUACAAAGAGGCUCAACAAAUAAAACGGAGAUGAAACCUAAAAAUAAAUGGGAAAUGAAAAGAGUCUGUUCGUCUUCAUGACAAUUUUUCUUUCUU